Asterias rubens (European starfish) is the source of this 1728-nucleotide messenger RNA. RefSeq names its product cytochrome c oxidase assembly factor 4 homolog, mitochondrial-like. NCBI's taxonomy places the organism in Eukaryota, Metazoa, Echinodermata, Asteroidea, Forcipulatida, Asteriidae. The coding region runs from base 128 to 388 and encodes 86 amino acids. The transcript is spliced from 2 exons. The record is from RefSeq and is a predicted model, not a curated record. Gene Ontology annotation, biological process: mitochondrial respiratory chain complex IV assembly. Gene Ontology annotation, cellular component: mitochondrial intermembrane space.
UGAGUUCUAUUUACAUCGGCGGUCGGGUCUGCUUCUGCGCUGCACUGCUACACUUUUUCUCCUCUAACACUAGAUAAUUCCACACUAUAAAAGUCUACACUAUAAAAGUUCUUAAUUCUUGUUAGCUAUGGCCGGACCUCACAAAGGACACGACUGGUCUCGUUCCAAGAAAAGCGAAGAAGACGAGGAGGAUGAGGAAGAUGAUCCCGUGGACGGUAUGCUGAAGAAAGCUGGCUGUCUGGAGUUACAUCAUGCAGUUCAGGACUGUAUGGCGGAAAACAGAGAUUGGCGAAAGUGUCAGAAAGAAGUAGCUGCCUUCAAAGAUUGCGUUUCAGGAAAAGUCGCAACUGCUACAACUAAACAGAAGGUAGAAACUACAACUAGAUAAAUCUGAGUGACACUGCUAUCAAUGCAAUCAGGAUAUUUGUGUACAAGUGAAAAACAUAGCUUCCAGAUGUAACUUUAGGAUCUCAUAACUAGCCACUUCAUGAGGGUUAAGAUUUUAAAAGUUGUAUUCAGGAAUUGUAUAUGAGGACGGAAAUGUUCUGACUCAACUUGACGAUCGCUCCAACUACAUGUACAGUUAAUUUGGACCAGUCCAAAAUUGAGUUUUACAGUUGGGGCGGUCCAAGGUCCAACUAUAGUUGGGAUCAUCUUUCACUGACUGAGUGAUAGCGACCAUUAUCAUAUGGAUGUGAUGCGUACAUUGAGUAUGCACAUUACGCGUACAUCAACAUGGUUGGCAGUAUUGAUGACUUGCGCAGUCUCUUGAAAGGUUUUCUUAGUUUUCAAACUUUGGAUCAGGUUCUGCUUUGUCUUUGGUUCCAGUCUCCUAUCUGUUUUGAUGUUUUCAUUAAAAAAAACAGGGUACAAUUUAUACUGCUCCAAAAUUGAUGCUGGAGCCUGAUCCCAGCACUCACCAGGAAGCACCCUCAUUAACAGCAACACCUGUGAAAUGUAUGCAGAGAUCCCAUGGUCUGGACCCUGGCUCUGCUGGUACGCCCUACUGCCCCAGCUGUAGUGGGACCACCCAAACUGCGACACUCAAGUUGGACUUGGUCCCAACUAUAAGCGGGGCAACUCAUAAGUUUGCACGGAACAGAUAAGCUUCACCAAUCAACAAACUUUGUCCUAAUUGACUAAACAUUUUAAACAAUGGCCGUCUUACAUCUAUGUAAAAUGUUCUGCAUACAGUUUAAUUCAUCAUGAUAUGGAAGCCUGGGACUGCUUUUAUCAUACCGACGUUUUGUUUUUGUAUCAAUAGUUGGUUUGUAUUUUUAUACAUUUGUAGUUAAAUUUUGAAUGAAUUGUACAUGUGUGUGUCAUGAACAAACAGUCUAGCGCAAGUUCUGAUCAGCAGAGUCUUGGUCGGUUCUCAGUCGUGACACACUUGUGUCCUCCAGCAAGAUACUGUGCUUAACCAUUGAGAUUGCCAUGGGAUGUAAAGUUGUUGGUCCAGCGUGUUGUGUGAUGCAUUUUAAAGGAAUCCAUUGCACUUAUUAUCAUUAAGACGAAGGGUUUGCCUCGGUAUUCUUUGCCAGGUUGAUUGCAGAUUGUACUGUACCACAGAACCUUCUCUUGUGAGCCUUACUUUCAAAAAAGUGCUAUGAAAAGCGUCUCAUAAGUCAAGCAAAUCACACCUGUAUUGUCUGCCACUGUGUGUGAAUUUUGUGGCAAAGGCCCUAUAUUGUUAUUUUGUUUAAUAAAGAAACUGCUCCACUACAUCAA